Molecule: messenger RNA, 4700 nt
Organism: Vicugna pacos (alpaca)
Lineage: Eukaryota; Metazoa; Chordata; Mammalia; Artiodactyla; Camelidae
Source: RefSeq, a predicted model, not a curated record
CAUUUUCCAGCAGGGCCGAGGGGUUUGGGGUCAGAGACUGGAAUUCCUCUCCUUCGCCCUCUCUUCCUGGAUACAUCUUGGACCCCACUCUCUCCCUCUGACCUUGGUCAGCCCCUCUAGGCUCUCCCCUCCCAAUUCCCUCCUGUGGCUGGGACCUUAGCCCUGGUGAAGGGCUGCCCUCUGCUGCUCCCGGCUUGUGCCCACCCCUGCCUGGACACAAACCAACUCAGCUCAGCAGCGCCUGGCUCUCCCCCCACCCCACAGAGGUCCCAGCUCCCUAGUGGAGGCAGGCAGGACCCCCAAAGCACCCCCGUUGUGGCAUGGUCCUGCACACUUGAUCUCUGUCCGACACCUCCCCCCCCAUCCCCAGAGGCCAGUCACUGACCCGUGGCUGUAGUUAUUACUACUUUUGUUAAAGGCUGCUUUGCUUCCUGCUUCCUGCACUCCCCUUCCCCCAACCCUCCGGCCCCAGGUCACAGUUCUGUGUCAGAGAUCUUUUGACUCCCAGCUGGCUGGGCCAGCAGAAAUGUCCCUAAACCAUGCCAGUGCUCUGGGAGAAGUUCUCCUAUCUCAGGCAGGCCCUGGGAAGAGGUCAAGUUGGGCAGCAGAGAAAGGAACAAACUUUUUAUUGAGUCUUUUACAAGUCAGGCAUUUCCCCUGCAUUUAAAUCCUCCCAAACAGCUUGGUUGGGAGAUGGUGUUGUCUCCUUCCAGUAAGUGUCAAAGAGCAGGAAGCUCAGAGAGGUUAAGCCACUAGCCUUAAGUCACACAGCUUGUAAACUCUGCUGGGAUCUCAGGUCUAACUCUAAAGCCUCACCUUUUCCCAUGAGGUCACAUCUACGGCCAGGAAAAAGAGGGCAUUUUGCUCUUCCGAAAACCACUGGGAUGUGUAAUUUACAAUUAAAAGUUAAGGGUGAUCAUUUCCUCUGACAGAGGGGAGUUGACCUCUGAGGAUUUGAGCUGCUUUACUGAGCAGAACUAGGAAACCUGACCGGUGCAGGGUGUGUGUAGGGGGAAGGGGCAUAGAGGAGCUUGGGAACGGUCACCUCCAGGAGAGGGGUGAUGGCUCUGCAGGCUGCCCGCCCACCCCUCCCUUCUCCUGCUGCUACUGCAGCCUCAGGGAGUAGGGAGGAAGGAGGGUGUUGGGGGAGGGCUCCUGCCCCUUUAAAAUCCAGCGCUUAACCCCAGCGCUCAGGUUAGGAUAGAAUGGCAUUUAAAAAAAAUAAUUUUACCUUAUCUACCUGUAUUAACCACAGAAAAAUAUUUUUGAAUUGUACUAAAUGUUAAAGGAGAACAAAAAGGAAAUAAACAGAAGAAACGCCAGAAGUGUAAAACCCAGUCUCGUUUCAAGAGCCGAGUUUCUGAUCCUGCGAUAACUCAGGUGCCAGCCCCCAAAGACUGUCACCACCUCAAAGGCUCUUUGCCUGGCUUCCUGCCCACCCAGCCCGGCCUGUCUCCAGUUGCUGCUGUCCAGUCUACUUCCUGCCCUUCUUCUGGAACUCUGGAUCCCUUCUAGGCCAAGGCCAAAGACAGAUCCUCAGAGACUCUCGGCCUUCCCUGUUUCUUUUGAAUUUUCCCGACCUCCUGGAUCUGGCCCCUUAGUUCCAAUUUACCACCUUGGUAGCUGAUUGGCAGGCCUAGGAUGAUUGACAUAACCACCUUCCAAUGACUUGACGCUCUCCUGCUCGGUCCCUGAAGGGCUUCCUGUGUAAGGCUAAGUUGUGUAGCUUGUUGACUGCCCAAAGAUGCUGGGUGAGGAGGUGCGCUGGCCCCAGUUACACACCUUCAGUGUUGCAUUCCUGCAGGGACUUCUUUUGUUUGUUUGUUUCUAUCUUGUCCAGCCCAAGUUAGCGCCUCCUUCUACCUUGCACUCCAGGGACAUUGGAUAGAGUCAAUGGCAAGAAAACAAGCCAGAGGGAGGUUGGGAGGGUGAGAAAAGCAUUUUAUAGUCUCAUUGGCAGCUGGGCAUCUUCCUCACCUGCCCCAGCAACGGCCUCUUGGGAUGCUCGUCUGUGCCUGGCUGCUGCUCUCCUCGGUGGGUGGUGGUGGUCAGGAGGGGAUCGUCCUUCACGGGCCCACAUGUGGCAGAAACUCCCAGGGUCUGGAUUCCAGGAGACAGCCUCCAGGUCCUGCACUGCAGUCGCCACGGGGAUGGCUGCCCUGGGCCUCCUCUGGGCGCUUUUCCUGCUCCCUCCCUCGGUGUCUGGGAUCCCCACUGAGGAGCCCACUGCUGGGGAAGCUGUGGCCUUGACGUCCUCUGGAAACUGCCGGCGGUGCUGUGACUCUGAGGACCCCCUGGUCCUUGCUGACGCUGCAGAUACAUCCUCGGCGUCUCCGUCUGCCCUUCAGUACGUGUUGCCUGAGGUCAGGCCCUACAUUAACAUCACCAUCCUGAAGGGUGAGAAAGGGGACCGAGGCCUGCUGGGUACGCCUGGGAAGCUGGGCAGGGAGGGCCCCCGGGGGGAGCGCGGCCCCCAGGGCGGACCAAACGGGACGGCGGGCAGCCCCGGCGGCCCAUGCCAGAGGCGCUUCUCGGCCUUCUCAGUGGGCCGCAAGACGGCGCUGCACAGCAGUGAGGGCUUCCAGCCGCUGCUCUUCGACACGGUCUUCGUGAACCCGGACGGGCACUUCGACCUGGCUGCUGGCCACUUCAUCGCCCCCCUGCGUGGCCUCUACUUCUUCAGCCUCAAUGUGCACAGCUGGAACUUCAAGGAGACCUACGUGCAUGUCGUGCACAACGAGGAGGCAGCCGUCAUCUUGUACGCACAGCCCAGCGACCGCAGCAUCAUGCAGAGCCAGAGCGUGAUGCUGGCCCUGGCGCCUGGCGACCGCGUCUGGGCGCGGCUCUUCAAGCGCGAGCGUGAGAACGCCGUCUACAGCGACGACAUUGACACCUACAUCACCUUCAGCGGCCACCUCAUCAAGCCCGAGGACGAUUAGUGCCUCCGGCGGGGCAGCUCGGGCUGGGGGUGGCUGCGGGCAGGUCUGUCCCCUGCAGGGCCUCAGUUUGCACAUCUGUAAAGUGGGCCGCAGGACCUGACAUUCUGGGCAGCCUUCCUCUUCUUUCCUUCCCUCCAUCACCCCUCUCAGGCUGUUUCUGCCUCUCUCCUCUCUUGGAUGACUUUUAAGAAACCUCCUAACCUAAUUCUUCUAGAACUUUCCCAACCCUUUAGACCAGCACCUCUCAAACUCGAAUGUGAGUAUGCAUCACCCAGGGACUGUGCUAAAAUGCAGGUUCUGACUCAGCAAGCAUGCAGUGGGCCCAGGGUUCUGCAUUUCUAAUUUCCGGGGUGAUGCUGAUGCUGCUGGUCACUGGACACCACUCAGUAAUCAAGUCCUAUAACUUUCACAACAUUCUAGUACUUUCUGAACAUUCUGGAAUCUUCCAAACAUCCUGAAAUUCUCUCAUCCCUCUAGGACACCCCCUCCUCUGGUCUCUUGCCCCUUCCCCCUUCUCGUCUCACUCCCGUCUGCACCCUUACUUGUGUAGUCAUGGUUCAUUUAUUCAGUCGUCAGACACUCACUGAGCCCUCACUCUGUGCCAGGUUCCGGGAAGGCUGAGGUGGAUCAGUCACAGGCCCUGCCGUCGGUGGGCACCCAGUCCAGCCAGGGUGGGGAUGCACAGAGGAUUCUGAAACCAGACCCAAGGAAACACGUGGGGCUCUGAUCACAGAAGUCUGCAUUCUGGGCUCUCAGGCACUGUGGCCGCUCGUUACCCACCAGUCCCCAAGGCUGGUGGCAUAGGGCACCUGAGUUGGGGUGUGGUACCCCCUGCCCAUUCCUCCUUGUUUUUCUGCCCAAUGCUUGUAUUAAAGCAAACCCAGAGGGGCCUCAGUCAGGGCAAGGGUGUUGUGAGGAGAGGACCCAGGGGCUUGGGGGCAUUUUGAGGUAGGGGGCCCCUGGAGAAGGGAGCCUGGACCCGUUUCUCCCCACCUGGCUCCUACCCUCCUCAGCACGUGCCCUCCCUGCCCCGCUCCCUGGACGCCAUCGGGGCAGUGCUCAGCCCACCCUGCCAGGGUUGCCUGGGCCUCAGUUCUCCCAGGCUCCCGGCCAGUGUCAGACACUGACGUCUGUCCCCAGGUGCUCUGACCUCCGUGGCCCCUCUCGCCAGCCCGGUGCCCCCGGCUCUCCAGGCUCUGUUAAGGUGCUGAGGCCCUGGUGGGCAGCUCCUGCCCAGCAGAACCUCCUCUGGCCUCUGCUGUUGUGACAGACACUGCCGGGCAAUGAGCCAGGAUGGGAGGCCCCGGGCUUUGGACCCCUCAGCAGGUCUGGGGAACCAAAGCGAGCCAUGUUCUGGGUCAGUCAGGGGGCUUCUCCUCUGAGCCAUGAUGCCAAGGGAGGUAGGUGCUGGGAGAGGCUGAGGCAGAAUGAGGGACAUCAGGGCUUCUGUCCCCUCCCCCUCUCAGGGAGGACAGCCUGACGGCCCCCAGCCUUUCUCUCCCCCAACCCCAGGUGGCCUGAACCUCUCCGCAGAGGGAGAUGGCCUCGACCCAUUGGUGCUUGUGCAGACUCCGGGGCACAGCUGGCCCGGGUGAUGGUCUCUGAUGCUUACUUAGAGCCAAGGGAGCCGUGGCCACGUGGCUGGGCGAUGGCGGUGGGGCCUGACCCAGUGCCGUGGAGGCUGGUGCUAUACGGCCGCCCGCAGCCCAGUUUGCCCCUGCCCUGCUUGUCCAGCGUGAUUAAAUGUGUGUCUUCUUAGCA